GAGCUGGGCUGACAGUGUUACAUGCAGAGAGAGCAGCAUUGCACAGGACCCCACAUCACAGAGCAAGCUCACACUUUAUCCAGGAUCUGUACAUCACCAGCCCUACCAAGCUGGAACAAUGCCAGUCCUUUCAACGUCCUACCAACACCAAAAUCCUGUGGCAGGGGAGUGCUUGCGCGAAGAUGACAGUCUCACCAACCUCCAGUGGCUUACAGACUUCUCGAUCCUGAGUACAGACUUGUCUUCCAUCGCUACAAUAUACCCACCUCCCCCACGUGCGUCUCAGGGCCCAUGCAGCCCCACCGCAGGGGACACGGCUACAUGCCAGGGUCAACGGGUAGGAAAGUCGAGGUCUGUCACCGGCACUACUGCAUGGCCCUCCUUGCCCACAUCAUGCCCCAGCCCUGCCCAGGAAGUGGAUUAUAGAACCAACCCUCACAUCAAGCCGCCAUAUUCCUAUGCCACCCUUAUUUGCAUGGCCAUGGAGGCCAGCCAGCAGCGCAAACUCACCCUCUCGGCCAUUUACAACUGGAUCACCCAGAAUUUCUGUUAUUACCAAUACGCUGACCCAAGCUGGCAGAACUCCAUCCGCCAUAAUCUCUCCCUGAAUAAAUGCUUCAUGAAGGUUCCCCGGGGGAAGGACGAGCCUGGAAAAGGAGGAUUCUGGCAGCUGGAUCCUCAUUACGCACACAUGUUUGUGAAUGGGGUACUGAAGAGGAGGAGAAUGCCUUCUUCUCACCAAGAUGUUUCGAGGAGUAAUAAAAUAUCCACCCACCACCCAUACCAGACAGUUUCCAGGCCCGGUAAGCACCGUCUACAGCAGAUCUCUUGUUCAUACAAAGAACCUCGCAGACACGAGAAGCCCAGUCCAGUUUUGCCAGCACUGAGAGUCCCAGAACGACAUGGAGACGCCAUUUUUGUUCAAGAGGAUCCUCAAUACGGCAGCAAUUUUGAUGAUCUUGAUAUACAGACAGCCUUAAUAUCUAUGUGGUGGGAGGGAGAAAAUGCAGUUAAUGCUAUGAAUUCUUCUGUCCAAGGUUCUCAUGGACUAGAAGUAGCCCACCAGGAGGCUCCAAGAAUGGACAGCUCUUGGUUCUUGCCUUCAGACAACCAGCCAUCUUGGGAAGAAGUGACUGAGGAGCCAGUAGUUGAUCAGUGGUACAGUGACAGUGGCUAUACCGAAGACGUCCUUUAUGAGUGUCCACCUUGGGAACGUGUGGAUAAUUUGCUAUGACCAGUGACGCAGUUUGAGACUAGAACUGGGUAGACUUAAACAAUAUGGCUGAUAGUGGUGCAUUAAAGUGGCUGAAGCCUAUCAAAAACUGUUUUGCCUACUGAUCUGCUAUUUGGAGCCCUGCCAACCUACAAAUGUCAUGUUAAUGGAUCUGGUAUUUUAGGAGGGUCUCUAUGCACUUAAACAUAAAAUGGACAUGUAGGUGCACCAUUAGAUACCAACCAGGGUAAAUGAAUUACAUGGUUAGUUGCCAUGAACAUUAUGGACUGAACAUCACCUCUCUUGCAUCAAUUGCUUUGUACUGAGUGUGUUUCGACCAUAGAUCACCAAACAAGACAUUCUAUGUAUUUGUAAUGAAUGUAAAGCUAUGUUUAUUUUGAAUGUUGUCUCAAAUCUAUAGGAGUUCGGCCUUUUUUUUUGUGAACCUGGUAUUUUAAAACUGCACUGACAUUUUUAAAGCAAAUCCCCAAAAAAUCAUGCCAACUUUACUUAAAGCAAGAUAAUAAUAGAAACUGUUUUGUUUUUUUACAAUUUAACAAUUACAAUCAAAGUGGAUAUAAACAGGUGAAAAACGAAUAGCUAUGACGACGCCUCAGGAACGUUAUUUGAAAGAAAUGGGGUAGAGGGGUGGUUGUGCAACGCAAUAUAAUAUGAAGGACACUGCAAAUCUGUUUUGAGCACUAAGCCUAGAUUGUAGGCCAUGACUGUGGAAAAUAAAAUAAAUUAC
Pelobates fuscus (common spadefoot toad) is the source of this 1961-nucleotide messenger RNA. RefSeq names its product forkhead box protein J1.2-like. Lineage: Eukaryota; Metazoa; Chordata; Amphibia; Anura; Pelobatidae. The record is from RefSeq and is a predicted model, not a curated record. Gene Ontology annotation, biological process: regulation of DNA-templated transcription. The coding region runs from base 119 to 1234 and encodes 371 amino acids. The transcript is spliced from 3 exons. Gene Ontology annotation, molecular function: sequence-specific DNA binding; DNA-binding transcription factor activity.